AGGAGGGUGGUAGAGAGGGAUUCAGCAGAGAUGAGCAGAAGUAACUGGGAGGAAGAGUGAUAGAGCGUGAUCAUCAUGAGACGAGCUAAAAGCGCAGGGUGAGGAUUAUUUUUUUUACCAAAAAGCAGCACAUGAUCGGGCAAAGCUGAGGAGACUGAAAAGAUGAGAGCAGGAUGGUGUUUGCUGUGUGCUCACCCUGACUCUCCUAACCGUUCUCUCUACAGGAUGACACAUUUUCUCUCUCAGCCGCAUCAGUAAACAGCAGGAAUCAUCCAGCAGCCCAGAUCCUGAGCACUCCAGUGUCCCACUUGCGGAUGUAAACAAUGAGGACCCCUACUCUGCUCAGGCAGAUUUAAGGAGGAGGUAGAAAUUUAAGAGGAGACACUGAAAACAAAACUGUGAAGAAGACGUCAUCCGAAUCACAGUAUAGAGCUGAAGCCCGUCCUCCCUGGCAGAGGAUGGGUACAGCAGAGGCCACUUUACGCAUGGACAGCAUGGAGGUUAAGGACGAGUGGCAGGAUGAAGACUUCCCCAGGCCACUGCCAGAGGAUGAAUAUGUUGAUUCUUCAUGUGGUCUUACUGACCACAGAACCGAUCCUCCCACCACUCUGAAUGUGGGCAUGUCUGUGGCCCAGCAUAAGCGGCGCACUCUGGUCGCCCCCACCAUGAACCUCUCCCUGGAUCAGAGCGAGGGAUCGGUCCUCUCUGAUGAGUUUCUGGAAACGCCAGACGAUCUGGACAUCAAUGUAGAUGACAUCGAGACUCCUGAUGAGACCGACUCGCUGGAGUUCAUCAACAACGGCAACGAGCUGGAGUGGGAAGAUGACACUCCUGUGGCCACUGCCAAGCGUCUUCCAGGUGAAAAGGAAGAGGAGAGUGACUCAUCCGGUCGUCUAUGGCGAACAGUGAUCAUCGGAGACCAGGAGCAGCGGAUUGACAUGCAGGUCAUCAGACCAUACCUGAGGGUGGUCACACAUGGAGGUUAUUAUGGAGAGGGUCUGAAUGCCAUUAUCGUGUUUGCAGCCUGCUACCUUCCUGACAGCGGUUGUGAGGACUACACGUACAUCAUGGAGAAUCUCUUUCUGUAUGUCGUAAGCAGCCUGGAGCUGCUGGUGGCAGAAGAUUACAUGAUUGUUUACAUGAAUGGAGCAACACCUCGUAGGAAGAUGCCUGGCAUCGGCUGGCUGAAGAGAUGCUACCAGAUGAUUGACAGGAAAUUGAGGAAGAAUCUAAAAUGUCUCAUCAUUGCUCACCCGACGUGGUUCAUCCGGACCGUCCUGGCCAUCUCAAGACCUUUCAUCAGCAUGAAGUUCAUGGACAAGAUUCGUUACGCUCACACCCUGAAGGAGCUAAGCCAGAUCAUCCCCAUGGAACAUGUGCAGAUCCCUGAGUGUGUGUUGCAGUAUGAUGAUGAGAAGAUACAAGUACAAAGGGAAAGAAUUGAGCAAGAGAAGCCCGGCUCAACACUUCCUAAAGAAAGGCCGAAGUCGAUGAUAGCAGAGGUUGGCCGUGACAUCUGACAUUAAGAGCUUAAAAUGGAAGAACCAAUGGGGGACAUUGAUUCAUUAAAACGAGAGCCAGCUGAGAUCCCCAUCACACGCUUGUUGCACAGGAUUAAAUCACCUGACUGGAUCCAUUAGCUGCAAGACAAUCAUUUCUCUAAAACAAUAUUUUCAGUGACAUGCUUGCUUCUAACUAAAAGUUAAUUUAAGCCAAAGUAUUAUAAUACAUGGCCAAAUCAUAAUGCAUUUGCUCUAUGCAUGUCAAGUUGAGCUUUAUCUACAGCAUGACUUCAGCUUCAUAAAUGAAAAAUUGAGGACAUGAAUGAAUACGCAAGCAUCUUCCAACAAGCAGGGGAUAUUGUCCAUUUCAACGUGUACAUACUUGUAUAGAUAUUUUUGAGAGAGGUGUUUGCACAGAUAUUUGUUUUUUUGAUAUGAGUGGCAUGGGUAUUUUUUGGUUUAAUGGUUGUUUGCUGAAAAAUAAUGUGCAAUGAUAUUUUUCUGUUUAGAACUACAGUAUGAUGCAAACAUGUGUUACAGUCUUUAAGUUUUCCAGAGUUGAUAUGCAGCUGGCAUGCUUGUUUAUAGCCAUGUCUUCAUUUGUUUAUGUCAUACGCCAUCAUGUUUUAAAAGGUACUUUACAAGAUGGAAAACAUAUGUUGUUACAAAUUAAAUUAACUAUAUUUAAAGAGAAA
Etheostoma cragini (Arkansas darter) is the source of this 2197-nucleotide messenger RNA. RefSeq names its product ATCAY kinesin light chain interacting caytaxin b (gene atcayb). The transcript is spliced from 13 exons. Lineage: Eukaryota; Metazoa; Chordata; Actinopteri; Perciformes; Percidae. Gene Ontology annotation, cellular component: cytoplasm. The coding region runs from base 459 to 1520 and encodes 353 amino acids. The record is from RefSeq and is a predicted model, not a curated record. Gene Ontology annotation, biological process: apoptotic process.